Molecule: messenger RNA, 4006 nt
Organism: Phacochoerus africanus (Common warthog)
Lineage: Eukaryota; Metazoa; Chordata; Mammalia; Artiodactyla; Suidae
Gene: PDZD7
Product: PDZ domain containing 7
Exons: 16
Coding region: 156-3080 (974 amino acids)
Biological process (GO): auditory receptor cell stereocilium organization; sensory perception of sound
Cellular component (GO): stereocilia ankle link complex; stereocilium tip; plasma membrane
Molecular function (GO): protein binding
Source: RefSeq, a predicted model, not a curated record
CUGGAGCAGAUACUCCUGGGACGCAGUGGGGUCUCCCAGUCUCUGAAGCCACAGUCUGCACAGAAGGCUCACAGAGCCAGGGCGAAUGGGGCCUUCCUCUCGAGGGCUAGCAGGUUCCUUCUGAACCUGUAGGGUCCCCGCACAGUCUGGCCACCAUGGCGCGUGGUUUCGCAGUGGGCUUCGACCCACUGGGCCUCAGAGACCUAAGCUCCGGCUCUCUGAGCUCCCUCUCCUCCCGAGGCCACCUGGGCAGCGAGUCGGGCUCAGCAACGCGAUACCUGCUGAGGAAGCAACAGCGGCUGCUGAAUGGGCCCCCCCGCGGAAUCCGAGCCUCAUCGCCCAUGGGCCGCGUCAUCCUCAUCAACUCCCCCAUUGAAGCGAACAGCGAUGAAAGUGACAUCAUCCAUGCAGUCCGAGUGGAGAAGAGUCCAGCUGGGAGACUGGGUUUCAGUGUUCGGGGUGGCUCUGAGCAUGGCCUGGGCAUCUUUGUCAGCAAAGUGGAGGAGGGGAGCAGUGCAGAGCGUGCUGGCCUGUGCGUGGGGGACAAGAUCACGGAGGUGAAUGGGCUGAGCCUGGAGAGCACCACGAUGGGCAGUGCCGUGAAGGUGCUGACAGGCAGCAGCCGCCUGCACAUGAUGGUGAGGCGCAUGGGCCGCGUGCCGGGCAUCAAGUUCUCCAAAGAGAAGACUACAUGGGUGGAUGUGGUCAAUCGGCGGCUGGUGGUGGAAAAGUGCAGCUCGACACCGUCCGACAGCAGCUCAGAGGACGGCGCACGGCGCAUCGUCCACCUCUACACGACCUCUGAUGACUUCUGCCUGGGCUUCAACAUCCGAGGCGGCAAGGAGUUUGGUCUGGGCAUCUACGUGUCCAAAGUGGACCACGGUGGCCUGGCAGAGGAGAAUGGCAUCAAGGUAGGGGACCAGGUCCUGGCGGCCAACGGUGUCAGGUUCGACGACAUCAGCCACAGCCAGGCGGUGGAGGUGCUGAAGGGCCAAACACACAUCAUGUUGACCAUCAAGGAGACUGGCCGGUACCCUGCCUACAAGGAGAUGGUUUCUGAGUACUGUUGGCUGGACCGACUGAGCAACGGGGUGCUGCAGCAGCUGUCGCCUACCUCGGAGAGCAGCUCCAGCGUCUCCUCCUUCGCCUCCAGUGCCCCCUACAGCUCGGUCGAGGGCUCGGGCUCCCUGCCCUCUGAAUGCAUGGAUGUCUGCCUGGGGCCUGAGGAGCUGGGCAGCCGGGACCCGGGCUGGGGGCGGGCGGACACAGCCAUGCAGACAGAGCCCGACGUGGGGGGCCGUGUGGAGACCUGGUGCAGCGUGCGGCCCACAGUCAUCCUCAGGGAUACAGCCAUCCGCUCUGAUGGCCCCCCACCCACACGCCGCCUUGACUCUGCGCUCUCUGAGUCCCCCAAGACUGCCCUACUGCUGGCCCUCAGCCGACCUCGGCCUCCCAUCACACGCUCCCAGAGCCACCUGACUUUGUGGGAGGAGAAGAAGCAGCGGAGGAAGGAGAAGUCGGGGUUCCCUGGGGAGAAGGGGGCCCUGCAGCGCUCCAAGACCCUGAUGAACCUCUUCUUCAAGGGAGGGCGGCAGGGGCGGCUGGCAGGGGAUGGGCACAGAGAGGUCUGGACGCUGGACAGCAGGAGCCCAGCCAAGCCCCGCCCCCGCCUGGACCUGGAGAAAGCAGGUGGAGUGGGGCCCGUGCAGAAGUUUGUCACCUGGAGACUGAGACGGGACCAGGAGAGGGGCCGGGCCCUGCUCUCUGCCAGGUCCGGAAGCCCCUCAAGCCAGCUGCCCAGUGUGGAUGAGCGGGUGCAGGCCUGGGAGAGCCGACGGCCUCUGAUUCAGGACCUGGCCCGGCGGCUGCUGACUGACGACGAGGUGCUGGCUGUCACUCGCCACUGCUCCCGGUACGUGCAUGAAGGUGGAGUGGAGGACCUGGUGAGGCCCCUGCUGGCCAUUCUGGACAAGCCCGCGAAGCUCCUGCUGCUGAGGGACAUCAGGAGUGUGGUGGCCCCCACGGACUUGGGCCGCUUUGACAGCAUGGUGAUGCCUGUGGAGCUGGAGGCUUUUGAGGCCCUCAAGAGCCGGGCAGUACGGCCUCCUGCCUUGCGACCGGCCCGGCAGGACACACCGCCCAAGCGUCACCUCAUCACCCCUGUGCCUGACAGUCGUGGAGGUUUCUACCUGCUUCCUGUGAACGGCUUCUCAGAGGAGGAAGGUGAUGGGGAGUUGAGGGAGCAGCUUGGAGGCCUCCAGGUCUCCCUGGCUGGCUCUGCCCCCUGCCACCCUCAUAAAGGGAUCCCCCCUCUCCAAGAUGUGCCAGUAGAUGCCUUCGUCCCAUGCCGAAGCACCUGCACACCCCCACCACAACCACCCCCUGUUGCUCCCCGGCCCCCAAGGCCUAACUGGCUGCUGACGGAACCCCUGACCCCAGAGGACCCUCAGCAAAGCCGGAGCCGUGGCCCAGCCCAGAGCCACAGCCGCAGCCGCAGCCGGGGCAGAGGCAAGUCCCCUGGACGCAGGCGGUCCCCAUCCCCGGCCCCUGUCCCCACUUCCGGCAUGGCCAACGGUCGCUACCACAAGCCACGGAAGGCCAGGCCCCCUCUGCCACGACCUGUGGAUGGGCAGGCAGCCGAGGCUGGGGGCAGUCAAGGGCCCUCUGAGAAUGGACAUGGGGGGACAGCUGAAGAGGCAGCCACGAAGAUCCCUGGUGGGGAGCUGAGAACCGUCAUGGUGUCCAAGCUGAAACAGUCCUUGGGCAUCAGCAUUUCCGGGGGCAUCGAGUCCAAGGUGCAGCCCAUGGUGAAGAUAGAAAAGAUCUUCCCCGGGGGCGCCGCCUCCCUCAGUGGGGCCCUUCAGGCUGGCUUUGAGCUUGUAGCUGUGGAUGGAGAGAGCCUGGAGCAGGUGACCCACCAGCGGGCAGUAGAUACCAUCCGCCGGGCUUAUCGGAACAAGGCUCGGGAGCCCAUGGAGCUCGUGGUCAGGGUCCCCAGGCCCGACCCACUACCCUUAUUCGCAGACUCAUCAGCCCUCAUUGAUCAGGGGCCUCCCGCUGACCAUUCCCCUGCCCACUGACCCCCCCCCUCCACCUCAUGGUAUUCCAGGACCUCCCAUUAAUGCCCUUCCCACCCAUACCCAGACCCCUCCCACUGAUGCCAGGCUUCUCCAGCUGACCCUCAGCCCAGUCCCCUCUCCAGGCCUCCAGCCUCCGGAUACUAGUUCCAGACUCUCCCCAGCUAUCCUAGAACUCUUCCUACUGACUCCAGAGAAUCCUGCCAUCCCUCCACCUCACCUACCAUUCUCAAGAUUCAGGAACCUUCCACCCCCGCUUGCCUUGUCUACUCCCGAAGCUUCACAGUGGUGGUUCAGAUUCCCCCACUUUCUCCCUCCCCAGUUGUCACUAAAGCUCUACCCAUUCCAGAUAAACUUGGUGUCAAGGACAAGGUGCUACUGGCAGCCUGUGUCACUCACUCUCAUUCCCCCAACCUUCCAAGACAGGAAGUGGGUGGAGAAUCCCAAGGUCUGGAGCUUGGGAUUGGUGUGCACUUUCUCGUGAUCUCCCCCAAAAGUGAGGGACACAGACGCUCAGCUAGGGCCCUCAAAGGGUCCCUGCACCCAGCCCCCAGUAAUGUUCUGUGCAAGGGACAAGAUAGGAGGCUUUCCUAGUUUCUCAAACCCUGAGGGACCAUUUCAUGUUGUGGUCCACGAGAAUCUCACACUUUCCGCUGGAUCUGUCCUCUUCCAUCGCCCUUUCUCCCUCAAGUCCUCUGAGGGGUAGGAGAAGAGCCUGCAAAUAAAGAGGGUGUGGGGGCCAAACAAGUUCCCAUAAUCUUUAUCCAGCACACUCAUCAUUUUUUAAAAACAAAAAAAAUUUUUUUUAAUUUUUUCUUUGGGUUUGUACAAGAAAUUUACAAUGUGAAAAAUAUACAAGUGAAAAUGACGCCAUAAACCUGGGUGUGGGGCCACUUGGUCACAAACACAAAUAAACAAGACAUUUGUGA